GACGCAUGCGCCCUAGUUUGCGCCCGGGGAAUUAAAAAGAGUAGGGAGAGAAAGACCGAGAAGGAAAGAAAGAAAAAAGCCGGAGAGAAAAGCCGCACCAGCCACCCGCGCGCCCUCCACGCGCCCCUGUGCGUGAUGCGCACCGCCCCGGCCCCGGCCGCCGCCGUCCGCGCUCUCCAUGGGGCUGGGGCGCUGGCUGCGGAGCGCCUGCUGCUGCCCGUGCCCGUGCCGGGACGAGCCCGCGCUGCCCGAGAAGGAGCCCCUGGUCAGUGAUAACAACCCGUAUUCCUCAUUUGGAGCAAUGCUGGCCCGGGAUGAUGAAAAGAAUUUAUGGAGUCUUCCUCAUGACGUGUCCCACACUGAGGCAGAUGAUGACAGAAUGCUAUACAAUUUGAUAGUCAUUCGUAACCAGAAGGCCAAAGACUCAGAGGAGUGGCAAAAACUCAACUAUGAUAUCUAUACCCUGAGGCAGAUUCGGAGAGAAGUCAGAAACAGAUGGAAAUGCAUUUUAGAAGAUUUGGGUUUUCAAAGGGAAGCGGACUCGUUGUUGUCGGUGACCAAACUCAGCACCAUGAGUGAUUCUAAAAACACAAGGGAAGCUCGAGAGAUGCUGUUAAAGCUGGCUGAAGAAACCAAUAUUUUCCCAACCAGCUGGGAGCUCUCUGAGCGGUAUCUCUUUGUUGUGGACCGUCUCAUUGCUCUGGAUGCAGCAGAAGAGUUCUUUAAAGUUGCUAGUCGAACUUACCCCAAGAGUUGUGAGGUUCCAUGCCUGGCAGUUGGCCAGAAAGAACCACACUGCCUUCCAUUUCCAAGUCCUUAAGGAGAAGCACAGAAGCAGAAAGGGAAAUUUCCCACUGGGAUGCAACAGCUAAGCAAAGCUGGACGACUGCAAAGUUGGAUGGGGAGCGCUUGCUGUGUGAAAUGGAUUCUGAAUUCUGUAUAACACAAGGUCUUCAUGAGGACCUUAUUUAUGAAGUGUUCAUAGCUACAUUGAAACACUAGAGUGAUAUUACUUUCUAGAAAGAAAGUAAAAGAGCUUCUUAGGGGAAGAGUUCUUGGAUGACCAGAUAAAAGGCCUCAUUUUGCCCAGCUUUGGUUUUAAUGGUACAAUCAGUUCUGAUCAUUCAGCCUAUGAUGGAGUGGGUUAUCCUAACUGGUAAAAUAAAAUGGUUACCAAAGAGAGUGAUCAGUUGGGUGCUGGUGGCUCACGCCUGUAAAUCCUAGCUACUCAGGAGGCUGAGAUCUGAGGAUCAUCGUU
Messenger RNA from Dipodomys spectabilis (banner-tailed kangaroo rat), 1258 nucleotides. It is a transcript of the gene Mreg, whose product is annotated as melanoregulin. The transcript is spliced from 5 exons. Gene Ontology annotation, biological process: melanocyte differentiation; melanosome transport. Gene Ontology annotation, cellular component: melanosome. Lineage: Eukaryota; Metazoa; Chordata; Mammalia; Rodentia; Heteromyidae. The record is from RefSeq and is a predicted model, not a curated record. Bases 179 to 820 code for a protein of 213 amino acids.